This is a messenger RNA of Xyrauchen texanus (razorback sucker), 1764 nucleotides long. RefSeq names its product HAUS augmin like complex subunit 2 (gene haus2). Lineage: Eukaryota; Metazoa; Chordata; Actinopteri; Cypriniformes; Catostomidae. Gene Ontology annotation, cellular component: mitotic spindle microtubule; centrosome; HAUS complex. The record is from RefSeq and is a predicted model, not a curated record. The coding region runs from base 170 to 778 and encodes 202 amino acids. The transcript has 8 exons. Gene Ontology annotation, biological process: microtubule nucleation; spindle assembly; centrosome cycle.
UUCAUUUUAAUAGAAGUGAUGUUCUGCUGCGCUGUUCAAAGUGGCGGGUAGGUUGAAACAACAGAAGAAGACUUUUGCUGUGCAAAUUAAAGUGGAUAGCGUCCUAACCUAGGACGUUGCAGACUAGAACGACAGACUUAUAGAUUGUCAUCCGGUUUGACAACGCGUUAUGAAUCCCUGGGACCCCAGUCCUUACUCGGUAACACCUGCAGCUAAGAUUUUAGCCAGAUGUGUAGCCACAGGCACCAUGACACAGGAGGAGCUUGAUGCUGUCCCUCAAAAAUCAGAAGUCUUUUCUUCAUUUUUACUCGAAGCCGAACAGCUGAACAGAAUUAAAGACGAACUUGAUCAGGCUAAUUUAGAUUUAGAGCUGCUGAAGCUGGAAAAGGAUGUAGCAGAUGUCACUCACAGUCAUUAUCUCAGUCCAAGGUUUGCCGCCUCGCAGCAGUCCUCAUCCCACCUUCUGGAAGUGUUGCGAGAACAGACAGUCCUGUUAGAAAGGCUCACAAAGCCACUAUGUCAGCAGAACCUGCCCAUUCAGGCUGAUCUUCACAGAUAUGUGGUAGAGCUUAUGGGGAUGGUGGUGGAGUUCAUUCAGAACUUGGAAGUUAAAAUUGAGUUGGUUAGAGCAAUUCCAACCACUGAGGACUCUUUGAGUAUUCUGAACAAUGCCAUGACUCAGAUACUGGCUCAGGUCACUGAGGUCGAGAAUCUAUACAAGCAAGUUCUUAAGCAACGAGGCCAGCCACAGCUCAAGAUUAAAGAUGUGUCCAGUUGAUAAAUAUUUUUGAUUUAAAUAUGCAUUAAUAAUACUGUGCUUUUUUUUUUUGGUCUAAUUAAAUUUAAUGGCAUCUACAGUUUGUUCAGGAUACAAGUUGACAUCUGGGUCUAACACAUUGAAAUAAUUAAAGGAAGCAAUUGCAUCAAGAUCACUGACCAGAUUCAGUAUACAUUUUUGCUUUGCUGUACUUUUUUUACUAUUGACUUUUCAUAUUUUGUCUCUUGUAACUGCCUUGUGAUUGUUGACACCUUUUAGAUACUUUAUACAGAGAAAAGUGGUGACCGUCAAUGCUCACUGCUCCUGGUUACCUAAUUCACCAGAGCAUUUCUGGACAUUAGAACAUUUCUGGGGUUUCGGAAUGCAGCAGUAAACUAUUGCAGGGUAAACUUUUAUAGCGGUGAAUAGGAGAGCACAGCAAAUCCACACACAUACACAAUCCACUUAAUUUUCCAUGACUUUAAACAAGAGAGAAAAAAAGUGAUGCAUUAAAGCGAUAGGUCACCCCAAAAUGAGAAGUGUGUGUGUGUGAGAAACAGAUCAACAUUUGUACUUUUAACUUUAACAUUCUUUCACGUUUUGAAACGUAACAUGGAGAUAUAUGAUACAAAAUGACUUAAUAUUGAUCUUUUUCUCACCUACACUUAUAUCUCUUCAGAAGACAUGGAUUUAACCACUGGACGUAAAAUCUUAUGGAUUACUUUUAUGUAGCCUUUAUGUGAUUUUUGGAGCUUCAGAGGUCUGGUCAACAUUCAUUUGCAUUGUUAAGACCUACAGUGCUGCAAAUAUUCUUCUAAAAAUCUUUUAUUUCAGCAGAACUAUCCCUUUAAGGUGCACAAUUUGUGUGAAAAAACAACAACAUGCUUUUAUAAUAUUUCAUCUAUGUGAUAACUUCUUCUGACAUGACUUUCCUUUUGGGCUGAUGUCACCAAUCUCUCUUAUUUUUCAACCUACAAGUUAAAUUCUGGUAUGUAAUGGCCAUUGAC